GGUCUUAAUGAGAACACGACUCGCCUUGUUGUGUGUAUUCCCGUGCUCGCAUCGCCAUCUUGUUGCGAUCCUAUUUUUUACGUAUGCGAGGAUCUACUUUCUGUUCGCCCGGAUUAAAAAUUAGCCGAGACAUCAGCAGAAACACGAGGGGCGAAGCGUCCGAGCAUACGGCCGUGAACCGCAGAUACGGAGCUUACUACCGGGACACCACCUACCCCGCUUUCUUUCCCCCCCUUUUCCCUUCCUAUCCGCCCCGGGGCCGCCGGGUCCUCUGUUUUAGGCUUUACGCGAAAUGAGUAUUGAUACACUUCUGGAGGCGGCCAGGUACCUGGAAUGGCAAGCCCAGCAGCAACAACAAACCAAACGUGAAGAUGAACAGUGUAAAGGAAAAGAGCUGAACAGCAGGGAGGCCGAGUCGAGGUGUGUGGAAGUUGUGACUUCCUCCCAACCAAUCAGAGCCAAUCACAUCACUUGGGGCCAUGACACUCACCGUCAGCAGCCGCCUCACCCGCCUGCCCCACCACCACCUUCUCUCCCACCUCCACAAGUCCCCAUCACAGUCAUCCCAAUGGUUCCAGUUGUCAACGCGACUCCCUCUGUCCCACCACUCCCGCUUACAACGGCGAUCGCAGCGGCGGCGACGUCGCUCAAUAGUCCGCCACCUCUCAAGAAAGAGAAUGUUUCCUCCCCUCUGCAGCAGCAGAUAGCACCCCAUCACCUGAUGCCAUCCCAAAUCAAAGUAGAAUCCACUCAGCAGCUGAUUGAUGUAAAGCCCAGCCUAUCGCAAACUCAGGUUCAGAUCCAUUACUCAGCACACAACAGUACACAUAGCUCCCUCGCACAUCACACACUGGCUCCCCAUCAAGCUCCGCCCACAUCCCAGCCACGGCCAAAUGGAGUGACGUUGGAGGACAUGAGGGGGAUGGAUGGAAAGAGGAGGCCAGGAGGAGCGGGGACCAGAGAGGUGCAUAAUAAGCUAGAGAAGAACAGGCGAGCGCACCUCAAGGAGUGCUUUGAGACGCUAAAGAAGAACGUUCCAAAUGUUGACGAGAAGAAAACCUCCAACCUCAGCGUUCUACGCAGUGCUCUGCGUUACAUACAGACUCUAAAGCGAAAGGAGAAGGAGUACGAGCAUGAGAUGGAGCGCUUGGCCAGAGAGAAGAUCUCUACGCAGCAGCGUCUGGCCGAGCUGAAGAACGAGCUGAGCCAGUGUAUGGAUGUGAUGGAGAUCGACCGAGUCCUCCGACAGACCAUCCAGCCAGAGGACGACCAGGCCUCUACAUCCACCGCUUCAGAGGGAGAAGACAACUAUGAGCAGGAGAUGGAUGAGGAUGCGCCCGCUCCUCCUGUUCCAACGCCCCUCCCCAAACCACCACCCCCCAUCCUACAAGCUCAGCAACUCCUUACUCCACACUUAUCAAUCCAGCAUGCUGCUCUGCCUCUUUCUGGAGUCCUCACCACAUCCUCUCCCUCUGGUCCUCUACUUCCCCAAGCCAUCGCUCCUGCUCCUCCACCAGGUCCACCUCCUCCACCCACUGUCAUCGCUCACGCCGCCGUCUCCCACCCCUCUGUAAUCCAAGCCGUCAAUCACGCACUUUCAGGCAACCAGAAACACCUAACACACAUUGCCCCCUCACCUGGCCCUCCCUCCUCCACCCCUCAGCCAAUCACGGCAGCCACAGCUGCCCCCGCUGCCGCCACCCACCCACAAAUCUCAGCCCAGCCCAUCGGACACAUCACCGUCCACCCUGUGGCUCACCUUGGAGCUCCUUUGACCUCCCACCUUCCGACUCUUUACUCCCAAGGAGUACCCGUAUCCCAGCCCACCAUGGUGGGCCACAUCACCCACACCUUCACCCACCACCCCCUGUCCCACGUCCAGGCCAACCCCCAAGCUAACACUAAUGGAGCCCAGGUGAACAGCUCGGCAGUGGUGAACCAGGGGACGGCGUCGCUAGGGAAACCCACAGCAGUGCUGGCUCCGCACCCCCAGCUGGUCGGACAAGCUGCUGUCCUUAACCCUGUCACCAUGGUUACAGUCCCCACUUUCCCUGUCAGCACACUCAAACUGGCUUAAAAAAAGAUGUUAUUGUCAAAGAGAUGCGGAACUUUUAGGGACAGGCCAUUGUUUGUGAAACGAGACUGUGAUCUGUUGGGUUUGCUGCAAAGACAGGAACUCCGCUUGACCUUUUCCUCCUUCCUUCCUUCUCUCUUUCCUCUGCAACCAGAAGCACUAACAGAAUAAGCUCAGCUCACACCCGGGCAUCGAGGAUUUAUGUCGCUUAUUCAUUCAGUCAUUUAGUAAAAGUACACAAGGUCUGUACUGUGUGACGGUUGCCACAGCGAUACAGUAGGGACCUGUUUACACAGAUAAUGUCCACACGGUAAAGUAGGACGCCUCAUCACUCGUGUUUUUGAGAAGCAGGAGUUUCAGUGGUUUCGCUGAUCUGAGGGACUUUUUCAUGUGGCUUUGAUCACGUGGGGACUAGACAUGUUUACUAAAUCUAAAGCCCCCCCCCCCCCCCCCC
This is a messenger RNA of Nothobranchius furzeri (turquoise killifish), 2528 nucleotides long. It is a transcript of the gene mntb, whose product is annotated as MAX network transcriptional repressor b. NCBI's taxonomy places the organism in Eukaryota, Metazoa, Chordata, Actinopteri, Cyprinodontiformes, Nothobranchiidae. Gene Ontology annotation, molecular function: RNA polymerase II cis-regulatory region sequence-specific DNA binding; protein dimerization activity; DNA-binding transcription factor activity, RNA polymerase II-specific. Gene Ontology annotation, biological process: regulation of transcription by RNA polymerase II. The record is from RefSeq and is a predicted model, not a curated record.